AGAGAGAGAGAGAGAGAGAAUGUGGAGGAGAAUGGAGAGUUGCAGAGAGGAGAUGGUGAUAACCAAACCAGAGACAACACUAGCAGCUUCAUCAUCAAUCUAUGAAAAACAGAAGCCAUGGGGGAGCUUCAAAGCUAUUGCUUGCAAUAUGAAGGGGAUUGACAGAAAGCUGGUCUGUCUCACAGGUGGGAAUUCAUAUUUGGGCUCUCACAUACUAACCCACCUCUUGGCUCGAGGCUACCUUGUUCGACUCGUUCUACAAAAUCCAGUACAACUGGAGGAGGAGAUGAUAGAAGAAGGGGUGGGAAUAGAGAGUGUGGUGGUGGCCAAGUUGGGAGAUGUGGACAGCCUCUGCCGAGCCUUCACUGGUUGUCAUGCCGUUUUCCAUACCUCCUCUUCUUUCGAUCCUCGCGGCGUCUCUGGUUAUUCGGAAACAAUGGUCUUUCUGGAAACAGAGGGAGCAAGUAAUGUUAUUGAAGCAUGUGGGAGAGCUGCUUGUGUUAAGAGAUGCAUCUUUACUUCAUCUCUGCUAGCUUCAAUAUGGCAAGGCAAUGGUGUUGAUGAAAGAGUCAUCAAUGAGAGUUGUUGGAGCAAUGAAGAGUUUUGCAGAGACAAUAAGCUUUGGCUUGCCUUGGGUAAGACAACAGCAGAGAAAAUUGCUUGGAGAAAAUCCAAAGAAAUGAAAGUGAAUCUUGUCACAGUUUGCCCUGCUCUUCUUAUGGCUCCAACCUUUCCAAAUGCUCAAACAGAAACUUCUCUACCCUAUCUUAAAGGGGGACAACUUAUGCUAGAUCGAGGUGUAUUGGCAACUGUGAAUGUAAAUACAGUGGCGAAGGCGCACAUUGAUGUUUAUGAAGCUAUGGAUUAUGGAGCUUGUGGGAGAUACUUGUGCUUUGAUAAGGUUUUGGAAAGAUUAGAAGAUGUAAUUGAUCUUGAGAAUGGGUUGAAGAUGAAUGGACUAUUGUCAAGAGGAAGAAAUGCUGUAUCAAACCAUGAAGAAAACGAAGAUAGACACUGCUCUCUUAGUAAUGCUAGACUUGCUAAAUUGGUAUCUAAUGCUUGUCAACCUUAGGUUUUGAC
Molecule: messenger RNA, 1080 nt
Organism: Telopea speciosissima
Lineage: Eukaryota; Viridiplantae; Streptophyta; Magnoliopsida; Proteales; Proteaceae
Product: cinnamoyl-CoA reductase-like SNL6
Exons: 7
Coding region: 20-1072 (350 amino acids)
Molecular function (GO): oxidoreductase activity, acting on the CH-OH group of donors, NAD or NADP as acceptor
Source: RefSeq, a predicted model, not a curated record